Pelecanus crispus (Dalmatian pelican) is the source of this 766-nucleotide messenger RNA. NCBI's taxonomy places the organism in Eukaryota, Metazoa, Chordata, Aves, Pelecaniformes, Pelecanidae. The record is from RefSeq and is a predicted model, not a curated record.
AGGCUCCCGGGGUACGCCACCCACCAGCUGGGUGUUGCAGGUGCUGUUUUAGAUGAAAGCACUGGAAAGGUGUUGGUUGUACAAGACAGAAAUAGGACUCUAAAUGCGUGGAAAUUUCCAGGAGGUCUGUCUAAUCCAGGCGAAGACAUUGGAGACACAGCAGUUCGAGAGGUUUUCGAAGAGACUGGCAUUAAGUCAGAGUUCAAGUCCAUCCUAAGCGUAAGACAGCAACACAACCACCCCGGAGCCUUCGGCAAGUCGGAUAUGUACAUCAUCUGCCGCCUGGAGCCCUCCUCCUUCAACAUCAGCUUCUGCCAGCAGGAGUGCCUGAGGUGCGAAUGGAUGGACCUCGACGAGCUUGCUAGGACAAAACACGCUACUCCCAUCACCCGCAGCGUAGCUAAACUCUUACUUUACGGAUACCAGGAAGGGUUUGAUAAGAUUGAUAUUACCAUGAGAGAGUUUCCAGCUGUCUACACAGGCCUGUUCUACAAACUAUACCACAGGGAGCUGCCCGAGUCCUAUAGAAACAUUACAUGAUAGCAAUACAUUUCACAUUUCAUUAUAUUAAUAAUUUAGAAUUAUUACUGUAGCGUUAUUUAGACCAUAUUAAAGUUAUCCGUGGACUUCUUUUUAGGUAAUUAUUAGAAAGUAAUUAUUUAUUCUCUAAUUAAGCUAUAGAGACAUAAAUUAUUUUUAAAGGUAAAUAUUGCUAUAAAUGUGCAUCAGAUUUGUCUUCCCUUACUCUGUAAAGCAAACAUAAGGU